Molecule: messenger RNA, 2080 nt
Organism: Arabidopsis thaliana (thale cress)
Lineage: Eukaryota; Viridiplantae; Streptophyta; Magnoliopsida; Brassicales; Brassicaceae
Product: transmembrane protein, putative (DUF707)
Exons: 14
Coding region: 574-1779 (401 amino acids)
Source: RefSeq, marked reviewed
AAAAAGUCAACUUUCUCUUGACCUACAUAACCCGUAAGUCGCGUCACAUGGGAUCAAUUCAAAAACACACUUCGCUGUUCUUUUCUCUCCUUUUGAAUCCUAAAGAGAUCUUUUUUAUUUUUACUCAUCCUCUCUGUUUUCCUUCUUAAUUACUUAAUUCAUUAACCCGCCAGGCAAAAGAAAAAAAAAAAUCUCAGUCAAGUUCGUCCGAAAGUUUUCAACGACGACGGCUUUUUAGAGAUUUGAUUCGUUUCACUCUUCUGGGUAUUGAUUUUCUUCCUUAAAUUUGCAUCCUUUUUAACGUUUAUCCAACGAUCUUGCUCCGUUACUGAAACUCUGUUUCUCCGUUGCUUCUCUCGUCUCAUUUAUUGUUCGUAACGUGAUUUUACUACUUCUGUUACUCGAGUAGAGAUUACCCUUCUUAUGUCCGAAUCUGAUUCGUCGUCUUUAAGCUUUGUCUUCUCCCAAUUAGCUCAAAGUUCGUAACUUUGUUUACUUGCCAAUAAGAAAUUUCCAGAGACUGAAGUUUCCAUUGAAUGUAUUGUUCUUGGAGAACUUAACCGGAUUCAGGACAUGGCUAACCGAACAGACAACUCGAAUCGCUGUUCGAAUGGUAAAAAGCCAAAUGAUGGAAUGAGACUCAUUAUAGCGACAUUCGUAGGAAUAGUUGUCGGUUUCUUCUUGGGGAUAUCUUUCCCUACACUAUCACUAACAAAACUAAAUUUUCCCUCUGGCAUUCUUCCCUCUGUUGAUAUUACUUACGUAGAAGAUGAGACACCAGAAACAUCGAGUGAAACGCUUUUGCAUACAUGGUCAUCUAGGGGUCCGUUACAUGGGGCUAAUUCAAGUGAUGCACCGCAUUGGAAGAUUUGGGUUCCAUCGAAUCCCCGAGGUGCAGAGAUGCUGACUCCUGGUAUCAUUGCACCUGAAUCAGAUUACUACUUACGCAGACUUUGGGGAUUACCUGAGGAGGAUGUUCCUGUGAAGCCAAAGUAUCUCAUUGCGUUUACUGUCGGUUUUGGUCAGAAAGUGAACGUUGAUGCUUGUGUCAAGAAGUUUUCAAAAGAUUUUACAAUUGUUCUAUUCCACUACGACGGACGAACCACAGAAUGGGAAGAAUUAGAAUGGUCCAAACGCGCAAUACACGUGAGCGUGCCAAAGCAAACCAAAUGGUGGUAUGCUAAAAGGUUUCUGCAUCCUGACAUUGUGGCACCUUAUGACUAUGUAUUCAUCUGGGAUGAAGACCUCGGCCUUGAAAACUUCGAUGUAGAAGAGUACAUCAGGCUUAUAAAGAAACACGGUCUAGAGAUAUCGCAGCCUGCUGUUGAGUCUAAGAAAAAGAUCACAUGGGAGAUAACAAAGAGAAAAACCAAAGGAGAAGUUCACAAAGAUGCGAAGGAGAAACCAGGUCGAUGCAAUGACCCUCACUUGCCUCCCUGUGCAGCGUUUAUAGAGAUUAUGGCUCCAGUAUUCUCAAGAGAUGCAUGGCGUUGCGUGUGGCAUAUGAUUCAGAACGAUUUGGUUCACGGUUGGGGUCUUGAUUUCGCACUCCGUAAAUGCGUUGAGCCUGCACAUGAGAAGAUAGGAGUUGUGGAUUCUCAAUGGAUCAUACAUCAAUCUCUUCCUUCUUUAGGCAGCCAGGGAGAGGCACAAGACGGUAAAGCAGGGUGGCAAGGGGUGAGAGACAGAUGUAAACGGGAAUGGACAAUGUUCCAAAGCCGAAUGGCUAGUUCCGAGAAGCAGUAUCUCAAGGAAAUCGCAAACUCAACGAUUCAUUAGCUGAAGAAACUAAACAAAUAGAAAGACAAGUGAAGGAUUAUACAAUGACAUGGUAGAGUCCAGAAAUGUUUACGAGUGUUCAUACGAUGAUUAUGCAAAUCCAAGUUAUAUUGUUCAUAUGAUAACUAAGCAACUAUACACAGGACACAAUUUUUUACAGAAACUAUUAGAGAUCAUUUUUGUCGUUUUUUGUGUUCUUGACCGUCGUUACUUCAUUUCUCUCAAUGUCUUUGUUUCAAUAUCUGGAAAUGAAUACUGUUACUUAUCUAAUUGAUGAAUACUAUUUGCUAAAUUAGUGUUC